CCCCGACUACGCCUACACGAUCUCUGUAUUUCUCCCACCCCCUUCCAACUUCCAAUUCUGGAUGGUCAUAAGUUGAUCAUCAUUCAGAAGCACAACAUCGACUACGACUGUACUCAGAGUAAGCAACAAGGAAUAGAUCUAGUAAUGGCCUUGUUACCAAGCAGCAGAACUCCUGUAUCCUCCUUGGGAAGGAAUGGGAAGGGCCAAUUGGGAAAACUCCUGGUUGUGGUGUUGCUUCUAUUGAUGGUGAUGGUGAAUCGACAAGGCAUUCCUCUGAUAGCCUCCUCCCCCGAACCACCCGAUGUCGCAGAAGCCUUGAGCACUGCACACAAUAGUCUGGCCAAUCAGAAACCCUAUCCCGUCCAGACACAGGCCACUCCCUGCGCCCAAAAAUAUUACAUCAGUUAAAGAGUGAAAAAAUGCUCCACGGACAAGGCGAUGUGGAUGUGCAAUUGCAUCAUUAUCUAUUCAAUGGUACCAUGUGUGGUGGAUCCUACAUUGAAUUGGGCGCCAUGGAUGGAACUUCGUUUUCCAAUUCUUAUUAUCUCAACAAGGCAUUCGAUUGGAAGGGUGUCUUGAUCGAAGCCACACCCACCGAGGCCGAAAAAAUACCCGCCAACCGACCCAAUGAAAUUGCCAUUAUCAACGCCGGAGUGUGUCAUGAACCACAGACGCUUCAUUUUGUACACAAAACGGGGUCAGUCAAUGGAUUCUGGGAGUUUGCCUCUCCCGAAUUUCGGCGGGGAUUUUGGAAAGGGGUCAGUCUCAAACGAGACACCAUUCCUGUGGAAUGCCAAACUAUGAGUCAUUUAUUACAACAACAUGCUCCACAGAUUCAACACUAUGAUUUGUUCAGUUUGGAUGUCGAAGGAGCCGAAUUGGAAGCAUUAAAGUCCAUCGAUUUCACCAAAAUUGGAUUUGGAGUCAUUGUGGUCGAAGCGGACGCCAGAGAUAAACUGAAAGAUCAAGCAGUGCGAGAUUUUCUAACGGCACAGGGUUAUGUCAUGGUUCCCAAAAAGGUUCCUAUGCCACCUGCCCCUGAUGAAGAUCAUGUAAUUCCAGAUGACGAGUAUCAGGAGUACUGGCCCAAAGCACAAGAAUGGAACGACUUCUUUCUACACAAGGACUUUGAUACCAUUUACAAACAGUUUUCACGCCAACCGCGACUAUAAUCAAGAGUCAGCUCUAGCCACUAGCACAACCUCAGCUCUAGCCACUACUAGUAUAGGAUUGCAAUGCCUGGCCUGUAAAGGAAGG
Seminavis robusta is the source of this 1257-nucleotide messenger RNA. NCBI's taxonomy places the organism in Eukaryota, Bacillariophyta, Bacillariophyceae, Naviculales, Naviculaceae. The record is from the annotation of a GenBank genome assembly.